AUGGCACAAAGCAAAAAAUAUGGAGUUGCUGCAGAAAUCGAGAAGCUGUUGGAAGCAGGCUUUAUACGACCGGUACAGUAUCAACGAUGGAUGUCCAAUGUCGUCCCGGUUCCAAAGAAGAAUGGUAAAAUUUGUGUCUGUAUCGAUUUUACCGAUUUGAAUAAAGCAUGUCCGAGUGAUCCGUACCCAUUUUCGCGGAUCAGGGAUUUGGUGGAUGCAACCUCAGGGUACGAAAGACUUCCAUUCAUGGACGGUUUUUCGGGGUAUAACCAAAUACCUUUUUUCGAGGGAGAUCAAGAGCAUACUGCCUUUGUGAUUGACAGAGGAUUUUACUGCUAUACUGUAAUGCCGUUCGGGCUAAAGAACACAGGGGCGACCUACCGACAUUUGGUAGAUCAUAUGUGCAAAGAUCUGAUUGGGAAGACGAUGGAAGUAUAUAUCGACGAUAUGGUAGUGAAAUCUAAGCAAAAAGAGUCUCACUUUCUCGAUCUACAGAAGACGUUCGAUAUCUUGAGGAGAUACCAGAACGAUGUAAGCGCAGUGUUGUUUGUUACUGAUCCACAUGAAAAGCCUGUUUACUUCGUCAGCAAAUCUUUGACGGGGGCGGAAACACGGUACAAAAAAAUUGAAAAGAUAGCACUUGCACUGUUGCAUGCAUCUCGUCGCAAACCAUAUUUCCAAGGGAGACAGAUCGUAGUCUACUCUGAAUAUCUGCUGAAGAGAAUCCUGGAACGUGCUGAUGAUUCCAACCGACUAGCCAUAUGGUCGAAUUUUCUGGGGGCGUAUGAAAUAAAGUACGAAACCAGAACUGCAGAGAAGGGACACGCUCUGGCUACACUGUUAGCAGAUUUCCCUGUGGACGACAUAGAAACAGUUACCGAAGAAGAAGAGUUGUUGAACAAACCCAUAGAGUCAACCAUUAAUCAGACUGGGGGUGAGUCCGCAAUGGAGAUUGAUGUACCAGAGCCACUAUGGACUGUGUUUACUGAUGGGUCAUCAAAUAUUGGUGAAGCCGGGGUUGGAUGUGUCAUCCUUACUCCCGAAGGUUCGUGUAUCGAGAAAGCGACUAGAUUAGGAUUUCGAGAAUCAAACAAUGAAGCUGAAUAUGAAGCAACAAUUAUCGGUUUAAAAGCUAUCAAAUAG
Messenger RNA from Papaver somniferum (opium poppy), 1143 nucleotides. RefSeq lists its product as uncharacterized. NCBI's taxonomy places the organism in Eukaryota, Viridiplantae, Streptophyta, Magnoliopsida, Ranunculales, Papaveraceae. Gene Ontology annotation, molecular function: nucleic acid binding; RNA-DNA hybrid ribonuclease activity. Bases 1 to 1143 code for a protein of 380 amino acids. The record is from RefSeq and is a predicted model, not a curated record. The transcript is spliced from 2 exons.